Dentiscutata heterogama is the source of this 1716-nucleotide messenger RNA. The record is from the annotation of a GenBank genome assembly. Lineage: Eukaryota; Fungi; Glomeromycota; Glomeromycetes; Diversisporales; Gigasporaceae.
AUGAAUAAUAAACCUAUUCAAAAUUUAGUUAAAGAUUUUUCAAACUUACUUGAAAACUCUGAAGAUUUUGAUAUAAAAAUUAGAGUUGGUGAAGAACCAGAUAUUAAAGAAUUUAAAGCACAUUCUAUUAUUCUAUCAGCAAGAUCAUGUUAUUUUAAAGCUGCAUUUUCAUCACGAUGGGCAAAAAAAGAAAAUGGAAUCAUCAUCUUUGAUAAACCUAAUAUUUCACCAUCAGUUUUUGAAAUUCUUAUAAAUUAUAUUUAUACAGGAACAUUUUCUCAUAAGAACGAAGUUGGCCUUCUCGACAUUUUUAUCGCAGCCGAUGAAAUUCAAUUAUUUGAAAUUAUUCAACAAGUUGAAAAAAGAUUGCUUGAAACUGAAUCAGCUUGGAAGUUUCCUGAAGACUUUAUUACAAUAUGUAAACAUGACACUUUCACUAAUUUAUAUCAAACUGCACUAGAACUUGUAUGCAAAAAUCCCAAGAUUAUUUUUGAAUCAAAUGAUUUCUUAGAAAUAAAAGAAGAUAUUCUAAUUAGACUUUUAAAAUGUGAUGGGCUUAGACUACAAGAGAUUGAAAUUUGGGAAUAUUUAAUUAAAUGGGGAAUUAAAAAUGUAGAAUCUAUAUCAGAUAGUGAUUUAACUAAAUGGACGCAAACGGAUUUUGAAAGACUGGAAAAAGUUUUACAUAAUUGUAUUCCUCACAUUAGAUUUUAUGAAUUAUCAAUUAGUGAACUUCAUUUAAUUGAAACUCAAUAUAAGGAUAUUCUACCGAAUAAUCUUCUUAAUGAGACUUACCAAUAUUUAUCAGACCCUAAAAAACGGAAUACUUUACCAAAAAGAGAAUCAGCAUAUCCAUUUGAUUCUAAUAUUAUUGAUGCUAAAGAUGCAGCAUUAAUAGCAAGUUGGAUCGAUAAGAAACAAGAAAUGCCUUAUCAUUUUAAAAAUAUGCCUUUUGAAUUUGAACUUAUUUACCGUGCAAGCCUUGAAAAUUUUAGUAUUGAUAAAUUUCAUGAGAGUUGUGAUAAUAAAGGGCCAACAGUUGUUAUAAUUAAAAUCCGAAAUUCAAAGGAAAUAAUUGGUGGAUAUAACCCGUUAGAUUGGUAUGGAAAUAAUUUAAUGAAAAACAAUAGUGAUAUAUUUAAUGAUUAUAAUAAAUAUAAAUUCAAAACAACAUCUAAAAGUUUUAUAUUUUCACUAUUUUCAUUAUCAAAUGGAGCAAUUCCUAGAAUAAGCCGUGUCUCUUCUAAAAAAGAGGCAAUUACUUGGUGUAUGGCCAGAGGACCAUGUUUUGGUUAUCAAGAUUUAUGGAUAGAACAUAAUAGUUCACGAAGAUCUGUAAGUGGCAAAAGCAAAAAGCACUCUUACGAAAGUGGAAUUAUUGACAAAGACACUUUUGAAAUAGAAGAAUAUGAAGUAUUUCAAAUUAUUUAUAAAAAAUUCUCAUUUAGAAUAAUAUUUAAUAGAAUAUUUAAAUUUAUGAUAAGGUUUAUUGUGAGAACAUUUUCAUUUAUUGUGUUAAUAUGUAAAAAAGUAGUUGGAUUUAUCGUGUCAAUGUUUGAGAAUAUAUUUGAAUUUAUUUUGUCAAUAGAUGAAUUUAUUAGGAUAGAUGUGUGCUGUGGUUUAUGUUGGGCUUCAUCUUCUGCUACUGCUUUUAUAUGUUUAAUUUCAUUGAUAAUUGCUGGUGCGGAUAAAGAGGAACUUAUAGAUAUAUCGGGA